Triticum aestivum (bread wheat) is the source of this 759-nucleotide messenger RNA. RefSeq names its product SKP1-like protein 1B. Bases 1 to 543 code for a protein of 180 amino acids. Gene Ontology annotation, biological process: ubiquitin-dependent protein catabolic process. The transcript is spliced from 2 exons. The record is from RefSeq and is a predicted model, not a curated record. NCBI's taxonomy places the organism in Eukaryota, Viridiplantae, Streptophyta, Magnoliopsida, Poales, Poaceae.
AUGCACCACGUGUCGUCCCCUGAAUCGCCAGCGCUGUUGACGGCGCCGUCCGUUGCCAGCUCGGACGGUGAGGAAUUUCAGGUCGAGGAGGCAGUCGCCAUGGAGUCGCAGACCAUCCGCCACAUGAUCGAGGACGACUGCGCCGACAACGGCAUCCCGCUCCCCAACGUCGACUCCAAGAUCCUCUCCAAGAUCAUCGAGUACUGCAAGAAGCACGUCCAGGCCAGCCCCAAACCGGCCGACUCCAGCGCUGCCGCCGACGCCAGCUCCACCACCUCUACUGCCGCCGCAGCCCCCGCCGAGGACCUCAAGAGCUUUGACGCCGAGUUCAUCAAGGUCGACCAGAACACCCUCUUCGACCUCAUCCUGGCUGCAAACUACCUCAACAUCAAGGGAUUGCUCGACCUUACUUGCCAGACUGUUGCAGACAUGAUCAAGGGCAAGACCCCAGAGGAGAUCCGCAAGACUUUCAACAUCAAGAAUGACUUCACACCCGAGGAGGAGGCGGAGAUCCGCAAGGAGAACCAGUGGGCUUUUGAGUAGAAAAUAGAAAGCUUAGUAUUCGUGUUUUCUUUUUUGAGACUUCGUAUCAUCGUAUGUCGCUGCCUUUUCUAUAUCGUCGUAGUGCUAGUGGUCGUAAAUAUUCUGGAGUCUAAACGUCGUUUAUUCCUGCGUGAUUACCUGUGAAACUGAAUUAUUAAUUGUCAAGUGGACGUUUUGCUUCGUUACAUCAUUCUUAGCUGUGAUUUAUGCGUGUGA